Messenger RNA from Pseudomassariella vexata, 908 nucleotides. RefSeq lists its product as uncharacterized. The record is from RefSeq and is a predicted model, not a curated record. The transcript has 4 exons. NCBI's taxonomy places the organism in Eukaryota, Fungi, Ascomycota, Sordariomycetes, Amphisphaeriales, Pseudomassariaceae. The coding region runs from base 1 to 585 and encodes 194 amino acids.
AUGGUGAUUUUCGCGCAGGAAGCUGGAUUGAUGGAAGAGGAGAAAAAGACAGCCGUACGGAUACGGUACGGUGGAUGCUCGGGGGGGCGGCAAGGUGUGGCCCAGUGGAGCUCCCCUGCAAGAGCAAAAGGUGCAGGGAGCCAGUGGAAGCUAGGACUUUACGGGCACUGGCCAGCACUGGCUGUACUGGUUGGGCGAAGAGGCGCUUGGGGGUGCUCGAUCUGCCAGCACAGCGAAUUGGGGACUGGGGCAACAGGCGCUGCCCAUUGGCCGGAUCAAUUAGAGUGGUGCAGAUGUAUUUUUUACGGUAUGGAGCUCAGCGGGCCAACCAGAAAGGACCAUUUAAGGGGUGUGAGCAGGGGACGCAGCGACAGGGGCGCCAGGUUUAGGCCAAAGUUAGGCAUCCGAACUCAAGUGCUGGGAAGUACCUGGAACGUCUGGUCAGGCGGACAACUGGGGUUUGAUCAGAAGUCGCCGCGACUUCUCAUUCGCACCUUGCUUUCCACGCUACUAGGUGCUGGAACAUCGACGCGUAUCACUUUCGAGAUCAUGAGCAUUGCGCUGUCUACGUACGCCACUGGUUAACGACGAUGUGAUGUGAGAUUUUCAUGGCAGACCUGUCAGGCCAAGAGAAUCGUCAAGAUCAAUCGAACACGCUGUUUUACACUGUGAGCCUAGACUCAGGGGGACGAAGAGGAAGAAAGAAAGCACAAAAUGUGGUGUGGCUUUGGCAGAAAGUCUCCAGAUGCAAUCCAGCGGUCUGGCGUGUCGGAGCUCCGUCAGUACCAGUCGUGUGGCACUGCAAUAAAUACAGGAUCGUCAGCCUAGAAGUGGAAAUUUCAUCAAGACACGACACGCGAUCUCAAAUUUGGGCCUGCUACUGCCGGCGGAGUUCGCAUGGACGAGGG